Volvox carteri f. nagariensis is the source of this 681-nucleotide messenger RNA. RefSeq lists its product as uncharacterized. NCBI's taxonomy places the organism in Eukaryota, Viridiplantae, Chlorophyta, Chlorophyceae, Chlamydomonadales, Volvocaceae. The record is from RefSeq and is a predicted model, not a curated record. Gene Ontology annotation, molecular function: 3'-5'-RNA exonuclease activity. The coding region runs from base 1 to 681 and encodes 226 amino acids. The transcript is spliced from 5 exons.
AUGGGCUUCUUGGUUACGAUGCCACUUCCUUAUCAAACAAGGAGGAGGAGGAUUGCCCAAUCCUACGUGCAAUUCUUUCGGACCCAUACAACCCGACAAAUCUACCUCCUCUACCUGUAUACGUACCCAUCAUGCAGAUGGAACCAGAUGCUAGCUAGUCCUGCGCUGACGGACUAUGCGGGCUUCUUACAGUUGGGCCUUGUGUGGCACGAGAGCCGCACCCGGGCCCUGCUGGCCGCUUUCACAUUCUGGGACGGCCUAGGGCAGCAGCAGCUGCUGUACGUGGCCAACAUGCACCUCGAGGGUUCACCGUACCGACCCAACGACCGCAUUAGUCAGACGCGAUCUGCGCUGCAACGGCUGGAGGCGCAUCAGCGCCAGUACGGCAUUGCACCCGAGGAUGCGGCCGUGGUGGUUUGCGGCGAUUUCAACUCCGGGCGGCACGAGACAGUGUGCCACUUCUUACACAGGGGUCGCUUGGAGGGCGGUACCACGGAGCCCCACAUGCCCAAGGUUGAAGUCACCAAAGCCAGCAUCUCCCAUCCCUACGCGCUCCACGAGGCCUACAGCAGCGGGGGACACGAGCUGCCCUUUACGAGAAAGGUGCAAAGCGGCAGCGGACCCGGAUCCUCCUCGGAUAGGAUGCUGCUGGUGUAUGUAUGGCUCCUGAGCACCGUGUAG